Molecule: messenger RNA, 4096 nt
Organism: Mus pahari (shrew mouse)
Lineage: Eukaryota; Metazoa; Chordata; Mammalia; Rodentia; Muridae
Gene: Clip4
Product: CAP-Gly domain containing linker protein family member 4
Exons: 16
Coding region: 237-2354 (705 amino acids)
Biological process (GO): cytoplasmic microtubule organization
Cellular component (GO): cytoplasm; nucleus; microtubule plus-end
Molecular function (GO): microtubule plus-end binding
Source: RefSeq, a predicted model, not a curated record
ACUCAAAGGGCACUCCACCAAAGGGAGGCAAGCCAAAGCCUGCCAUUACCACCGUGGCUUUCUGGAACUGGUAUCUACCUAAGGCCCGAGGGAGCCCAUUAUGAAAACACGCGUUUCCAUACAUCCCCAACUAACACGCUAAGCAAUUUGUACUCUGCUGAGGAAGGCUGCUGAGGAACUGAAAAAUUUUUUGACAUUGAGAAGACAGUCACAUGAUUUGGGUGGUUUUCUAGAAGAUGACCAUAGAGGACCUCCCGGAUAUUCCAUUGGAAGGAAGCUCUCUGAUUGGAAGAUACCCAUUUUUGUUCACAGGCUCCGAUACAUCUGUUAUCUUCUCCAUUUCUGCAGCACCGAUGCCUUCGGACUGUGAGUUUUCUUUCUUUGAUCCUAAUGAUGCAUCAUGCCAGGAAAUUCUCUUCGAUCCCAAAACUUCAGUCUCAGAAUUAUUUGCUAUUUUAAGACAGUGGGUUCCUCAGGUCCAGCAGAACAUAGACAUUAUUGGAAAUGAGAUUCUUAAGAGAGGCUGCAAUGUGAACGAUAGAGAUGGACUGACGGAUAUGACUCUGUUACAUUACACUUGCAAGUCUGGGGCUCAUGGCAUCGGUGACAUUGAGACAGCUGUAAAAUUUGCAGCUCAGCUUAUAGACCUGGGAGCAGACGCGAGUUUGCGGAGUCGCUGGACAAACAUGAACGCUCUGCAUUACGCUUCGUACUUUGAUGUCCCAGAGCUUAUCAGAGUGAUUCUGAAGACAUCGAAACCAAAAGAUGUGGACGCCACUUGCAGCGACUUCAAUUUUGGGACAGCCCUGCACAUUGCAGCACAUAACUUAUGUGCAGGAGCCGUGAAAACCUUGCUGGAGCUGGGAGCGAACCCUGCCUUCAGGAACGACAAAGGGCAGAUCCCUGCAGAUGUUGUUCCAGACCCAGUGGACAUGCCUCUGGAGAUGGCCGACGCUGCAGCGAUCGCUAAGGAAAUCAAACAGAUGCUCUUGGAUGCGGUGCCUCUGUCCUGUACCAGCUCGAAGGCCAUGCUUCCAAACUCUGAUCACACCACCAGCAGGGCCAUGCUGACAUCUCUCGGCCUGAAGCUGGGGGACCGUGUGGUCAUUGCAGGGCAGAAGGUUGGAACAUUAAGAUUUUGUGGAACAACAGAGUUUGCAAGCGGGCAGUGGGCUGGCAUUGAACUGGAUGAGCCAGAAGGGAAGAACAAUGGCAGUGUUGGGAGAGUCCAGUACUUCAAGUGUGCCCCCAAAUACGGUAUUUUUGCGCCCCUUUCAAAGAUAAGUAAAGUAAAAGAUGGGAGGAAAACCACCACACACACUCCUUCCACGAGAGCUGCCCCACACGCCCGAUCCCAGAAGGUCGAUGUAGCCCACGUCACAUCCAGAGUCAAUUCCGGGUCGAUGACAUCUAAAAAAGAGAACAAUGCUUCUGAAUCCACACUGGCAUUGCCUCCCAGUGAAGAACCGAAAACUGUAGCAGAAAAUGAUGCUACCCAGCCUGGGUCCAUCAGCAGCUCCUCCUCCACAUCCUCCCUGGACCACAAGCAGAGCUACCCAAAGAAGCUGACCCCAAGCAGCGGUGGCAAGAAGGCUCUGAGCAAAAGCCCCUCCCUCCCGGCCAGAGCCAGUGCUGGUUUGAAGUCUUCAGCCACAUCUUCAGCAAAUAGCAGUCACCGUGAAGGAGCGCUCCGCCUUGGAGAAAGGGUGCUGGUCGUAGGCCAGAGAGUAGGCACCAUUAAGUUCUUUGGAACAACAAACUUUGCUCCAGGGUAUUGGUAUGGCAUAGAGCUGGAGAAGCCCCACGGGAAGAAUGACGGUUCGGUUGGAGGUGUGCAGUAUUUUAGUUGCUCUCCGAGAUAUGGAAUAUUUGCACCCCCGUCCAGGGUGCAGAGGCUAUCAGAUUCCCUGGAUACGCUUUCAGAAAUAUCUUCAAAUAAACAGAAUCAUUCUUAUCCUGGUUUUAGGAGAAGUUUCAGCACCACCUCUGCUUCCUCUCAAAAAGAGAUUAACAGGAGAAAUGCUUUCGCCAAGACCAAGACCACCCUGCGCCGCAGCUGGAGCAGUUCCACCACGGCGGGUGGCCUGGAGGGGACCGCGAAGCUCCACGAAGGGUCUCAGGUCCUGCUCACGAGCUCUAACGAAAUGGCCACGGUUAGGUACGUGGGUCCCACGGACUUUGCCUCGGGCAUCUGGCUUGGACUGGAGCUCCGAAGUGCCAGGGGGAAAAAUGACGGCGCUGUGGGUGACAAGCGCUAUUUCACCUGUAAGCCGAACUACGGGGUGCUGGUUAGACCAAGCCGAGUGACCUACCGCGGGAUUAGUGGGUCAAAGCUCAUCGAUGAGAAUUGUUGAGCUAACCGCCUAAAGCGCCGAGCUUCUCUGAAUACAUAUAUGAAAAACAGAUGAAAAAUAGGGUCUAUGACAAAGGGUUUACUUAGCUAUUAUGUAAAAGCUGAAAAUAGAGCGAUCUUCAUAAAAAUCUCCAAAGGAACACAGAUAUGAACUUUGAGGGUCAUGGUUCUUUUGAAAAUAAUCAGAAUGAGCACUUUUAAAAAAACUUCAGGUCCCAAGAAAAUUUGGGGACAAAAAACAAAAACAAAAACAAAAACACAAAAAAACUGCACUACUUAGCAAUAUGUAUGUUGUGGUUCUUUUGCCAUCGGGCUUCAUUUUUGCACAUGGUAUAUGUUCUUCACAGAGUGAAAGUUUUCACCGCCAGCUUCAUGAUGUUCACAUGACCCUUUUCCUGUCCAGAUGUUCUGGAAUGUUCCUUUCCAUCCUCUGUGGUCUGUUACUAAAAAGUACCUAGAGAGCAGGCACUAGACAGCAGGAGGAGGGCGGGCAGUGGGUGAUGCCUGGCUCUGCCUUGCACCCAUUGACAACCACAGAGAUUUCCUUCACCUGGACCACUAACUGGCUGGGUAACAGAGCUGUGCUUGAACAUGGGUCUCCUGACUCAGUGCGUGCCUCAGCACACAGUGUGGCCUCAGGUUUCCCUUCGGCAGCUCGACUGCCCCACCAGAACGCACGACAAGAGACUUGCAGUUAGGCUUGUGAGCUCAAGGGCAGAACCUUUUUUGCACACUUCAUUUAACUCUGUUAAGUCCCCAACAUGCACAGCACUUUUGACACAUGAUGCACUUUUUACUUUUUGAGACUUUGCCUUCAUUUCCUACUGGGAUAUAAAAAUAAAAAAAAAAACUUUAAAGAAGUAUUUCACAGAAUAAAUUAAAAUGUGUUGGGCAGGGUGUGUUAUCCGUGUGGAUGUUCAUGGUGUCUGGGCUUGGGGUGGGGUUGGGAGUUAACUGUAGCUGCUGAGUUGUGCCCACUACACAGCUGCAGAGCCACGGCUGGUCGGUCAUUGUUUUGGGCACAUGUUAAACUAAACAUCAUGAUAGUGAUAUAAUAAUGUUAUGCAUUUGUCUUGUGUUAUGUAUUGAAGUUUCUGUCCUGUUACGUGUAAAAAUUUAUCCACUAUUGUAAAUAUUUAGACUUGAAACUACCACACUAAUAUUGGAACAGUUUGCUUUAUGAAAUUAAAAAUAUCCUUCCAAAUGGAACUUGCUUUUUGCUCAGACAUACACUAUUCUGAUAUUUUGCAGUAUACUAUCUUAAAUCUAAAUCUGGUCACUUUGUUGCCUUUUUUUUUUUUUUUUAAAGUGUGGUAUUUCAAAUAGAGUUAUUUUCCUGAAAUAUAUUUGCAAACUCAAGCUGCUUUAUAAUCCAGGAAUAUUUUUAUUGAUUGAAGAAAAUGACUGCUGCAAUUUAAAAGUGAACUUAUUUUACUAUAUAGAUGAUUUCUUAAGAGCUAUUUAUACCAUAAUAUAAAAUCCACGAUUGUAGUGAGUCUGUAGUUCUUCCUGUUAAUAAAUAGUAUUCAGUACUGUAUGUUAGAGACAGCAAUGCCAACAAUGAUGUUAUUUUUGAGGUAAAAGGUUGUUCUUUUCCCAUUUAGAUGGGGAUUACUAAAUCCAUAUAAUGUAUAUGCUUACGUAUGCUAUAUGUGCAAGCUAGGUGUUUUCCUUUUGCGUUUUGCUUAUUAAAUGUCAUUCAGAUUCACUUCUUGAAUAUUAAUAAAAAGGGAAGCUGUUGGA